AGGUCAUGUUAUAAAUUAGGCGAUCUCCGGGCAGCCCGGCUCCUGGCGCAGGGUCCUUGGGCUGAGACUUAAAGCGGCGGCAGGGAAAGCAGGGUCCUUCUCUGGGGCAGUCGCGCAGGUAGCGGCUGCGGGAAGCCGGACACCGGGCGUCAUGUAUUACAAGUUUAGUGGCUUCACGCAGAAGUUGACUGGAACAUGGGCUUCCGACGCCUAUAGCCCGCAGGGAUUAAGGCCUGUGGUUUCCACAGAAGCACCGCCUAUCAUAUUUGCCACACCAACCAAACUGAGUUCUGAUUUUGCGGUAUAUGAUUAUGCUGGGAAAAACAAAGUUCCUGAGCUGCAGAAGUUUUUCCAGGUGAGAGAAGACACUAGAACAGACACUAGAGAAUAAGUUAUUUUGGCAGUG
This is a messenger RNA of Leptonychotes weddellii (Weddell seal), 406 nucleotides long. The record is from RefSeq and is a predicted model, not a curated record. NCBI's taxonomy places the organism in Eukaryota, Metazoa, Chordata, Mammalia, Carnivora, Phocidae.